Molecule: messenger RNA, 420 nt
Organism: Lolium rigidum
Lineage: Eukaryota; Viridiplantae; Streptophyta; Magnoliopsida; Poales; Poaceae
Product: 40S ribosomal protein S12-like
Exons: 4
Coding region: 1-420 (139 amino acids)
Biological process (GO): translation
Cellular component (GO): ribosome; cytosolic small ribosomal subunit
Molecular function (GO): structural constituent of ribosome
Source: RefSeq, a predicted model, not a curated record
AUGAUCUGGCAGCAGCAUCAUGUGUUCUCUGGGAACACUAUAAGGGAAGAGUCCAUGGACUUGUUGAUGGCUGCUCUGCAGCUUGUGAUGAAGAAGUCAGGUGCUCAUGAUGGUCUUGCCAAGGGGUUCCGUGAAGCUGCAAAGGAAAUUGAGAAGCAUGAUGCCCAGAUAUGUGUGGUUGCUGAGGAUUGCGACCAGCCUGAUUUCGUGAAAUUUGUCAAGGCACUCUGUGCUGAUCACAAUGUUCACUUGAUCACUGUUCCUAGUGCCAAACCCCUUGGCGAGUGGGUUGGGCUCUGCAAGACAGACUCUGAGGGCAAGGCAAGGAAGGUGGUGGCCUGCUCAUGUGUCGUUGUGAAGGACUACGGCGAAGAAUCCGAGGGUCUUGACAUAGUGCAGGAUUACAUCAAGUCGCACUAG